Molecule: messenger RNA, 784 nt
Organism: Symsagittifera roscoffensis
Lineage: Eukaryota; Metazoa; Xenacoelomorpha; Acoela; Convolutidae
Exons: 1
Coding region: 32-682 (216 amino acids)
Source: RefSeq, a predicted model, not a curated record
GCGUCUUUUUAGAUUCAGUUUGCUGCUUUCAAUGUCUCGGAAAAGGCCCUCCAGUAGUGCUGAAAGUUCUCAUGCAUCACCCUCGAAGAAAAAAGUAGCAGAUAAAUCACCCGAUAGAUUGAGCAACGGUGUCUUAAUAUUCGACGAUUUCCCGGACUUUCGGCCAAAUUUAACGCCGAAAGAGGUGCUUCAACUGGGAAGUUUUGGUGGGACUUAUUUUCGACCUAUCUACUCAAGUGUAACUAAACAGCAUUAUAAUGACGAAGUCUGGAAAGAGUUACCCGAUGACUGGCUGGAAGGCUUAACUAUAAAGAAGCAUGUGGCUAGUCCUCACUAUGAUGAAAAUGUUAAUAAGUAUAAAGUAAAAUGCGGAGGAUCGCUUGAAAUGUGGGAAAGCAGCGGAUGGAUGCGAGCUUGUGAUCCUUACGGAUGGUUUCAGUGGUAUUGUCGGUUCUACCAAGGUCGCCGAUGUGAUGACGAUGAGCGACAAGUUGGGCGAUGGAUGAAAAGCACCGGUCCCAGAGGUCGUUGGAAGAAUAAUCUAAUCAGUAAAAUUGCCAAAUCAGGAAAAAACUUUGACGAUCCUUCGAUAUCACCAGUUGUGCGGCAGGUCUUGCAGCAUUGGGGAUAUGUGUUAACGAAGGCAGAUUUUGAUGCAACCAAGAGUAAAUUUCAGAAGUGAAAACUUUGGAAUAUUUCACCAUGUUCAGUAACUCACAGCUUUUGAUCAAUUGAAUUGCGUUUUUUAUUCGAAGUGGAAUCGUUUGAUUGAGAAAAUAUUUGU